ACGGGCUAUUGGGAGUGAGAUACUGAAUUUUGCAAGACAUCACCAAAGAAAGCCAUGACGGCGUUUUUGCCGCCAAACCUACUUGCCUUGUUCGCUCCGAGAGAUCCUAUCCCAUACCUACCGCCUGUGGACAAGCUUUGUCAUGAAAAGAAGAAACCAACCUUGGUCGGAGUGGCACAGUUCUUGAAGGAAUUUGAGGACCCCAAGGAUACACCACCACCCACCCGAGUAGAAACAAAAGAGGAGCGCAAAGAAAGAAAGAAAAAGGAACGAAAUGAACAGAUUGCUUACAAACUGGAACAGGACCUGGCAUUGUGGAAUCCAGCUGAAGAUCCAGAGGGCACAUCUGACCCUUUCAAGACGCUUUUUGUGGCAAGAAUUAACUAUGACACCAGUGAAUCCAAGCUGAGGCGAGAAUUUGAAGUGUAUGGUCCAAUAAGAAAGAUACGACAGGUUCGUGAUCAAAGAAACGGCAAAGUGCGCGGAUUCGCCUUCAUUGAAUAUGAACAUGAACGAGACAUGCACUCUGCAUAUAAGCAUGCAGACGGUAAGAAAAUUGAUGGUCGGCGUGUCCUGGUUGAUGUGGAGAGAGGGAGGACGGUUAAAGGCUGGAGACCGCGACGGCUAGGAGGAGGACUAGGUGGUACCCGUAAAGGUGGGCCCGAGGAAAACACCCGCUUCUCUGGACGAGAUGAGUUUAGCGGGGCUGGAGGGGUAGCUGGAUUUGGUCGGGAUGAACGAGGUCGCGAAAGGUCGCGAAGCCGGGAACGUGAGCCGCGGGACCGUGAAGUGCGCCGAAGGAGUAGAAGUCGGGAGAGGAAGCGUCGAUCACGAAGCCGGAGUCCUCGCCGCAGGAGGAGCCGUGAAAGGAGGAGGAGCCGUGAACGAGGAGAACGGGGGGAGGAAGAAGGAGAUGAGGAAAGCCGUGCCAGAAAGAGAAGUCGUCGGAGCAGGUCCCGGGACCGCAAGCGAAGCAAAUCUCGUGAACGCAAGAACAGACGACGUAGUCGCAGCCGAGAGAGGAAGGAGCGAAGACCUGAAGAUGGCGGUGACGCCCCUGCCCAGGAGCAGUUAACUGAUGAAAACGGAACACCGAUCCCUCCUGUGCAGAUUAAGGUAGAGAAGGAAGUGGAGGGUUACGGGAUUUACCCUGGGGCAGAGGCCACUAAGGAGGCUCUUAAUGGUGUGGAACUGAAGGAGGAACCUGAUGAUAAUCAGUUUGAGGAGCAGUAUGGAGAUUAUUAGGCCCAAACUCUGCCCUUACAGUCAGCACCAUUAUUUGACAUACCCUUAGUCUCAGUGUUCUCUAGGACUAGCACAUGUGACUAUGCUCAGCACAGGCAUUCAUGAGCUAAUAUUGCCAAUUCCAGUCAUUGUCUUGUGCAUAGUGACUUGUGGACAAUUAUAAUGUAGGGCAGAAUCACAGAUUAAAGGUGUCUUAUUAAAAUGGUGUUAUUAUUUGUUCCCAUCUGUGGGUUAUACAUGAUUUUUCAUCUCAUUGUUCAUAUCCUCAUUUUUCAUAUGUACCUGAGAAAGAGUUCUUGGCUAACUGAGUUGUACUGUUUUCUCUCCACACCCAGAUGAUUUAAUCUCCCUUAAUAUUAGGAGUUUUAAUUCAGUAUUUAUGAGAAAAGUUGAUUGACAAUUUGUGUGUACAUGACUUGUCUCUCAGACAGGCUCUAUGCUCAUUCUGCAAGGCAAACCAAGGAAGAGUUAACAAUUUCCAGCAGAUGGUGUUUUAUCAUGAAUGUGAAGAUGUUUAAGAUUUUAAUCCAAAUUUCUUCCCCGUUACUCAGUACAUCUGUGGUGUUUGCAGAAACACUUUUAAUUACAUUUCUUGCUCAUGAUUACCAUUGUACAAUAUUCUUGUUAAUAAUUCUUGGCUUAAGUGGUGUUUCACAUGUAUUGGAAUCAGGAAGGGGAUUGUUGAUUAUUUUGGGAGGGAAGGAAAAUUCGAAAUUCAGAACAGUAUUUGAAAGCUGGCGUUGUUAGUGGUUCCUGUGUACAGAGUGUGCAAUGUUGUGGAUACUUGAAUUAUGUGUUUUAGAAAAAUAAAUCCUCCAUAUAUCUGUGAAUAUUA
Molecule: messenger RNA, 2080 nt
Organism: Liolophura sinensis
Lineage: Eukaryota; Metazoa; Mollusca; Polyplacophora; Chitonida; Chitonidae
Product: U1 small nuclear ribonucleoprotein 70 kDa-like
Exons: 11
Coding region: 55-1245 (396 amino acids)
Biological process (GO): mRNA splicing, via spliceosome
Cellular component (GO): precatalytic spliceosome; U2-type prespliceosome; U1 snRNP
Molecular function (GO): mRNA binding; U1 snRNA binding
Source: RefSeq, a predicted model, not a curated record